Messenger RNA from Sparassis crispa, 318 nucleotides. RefSeq lists its product as hypothetical. Lineage: Eukaryota; Fungi; Basidiomycota; Agaricomycetes; Polyporales; Sparassidaceae. The record is from RefSeq and is a predicted model, not a curated record. The transcript has a single exon. The coding region runs from base 1 to 318 and encodes 105 amino acids.
AUGGUAUCUGAGAUUGCGGAAUCCCCUGGUUCGCGCCAUGCGACAUCGAGGUGGGCCGAUCUCCUCUCUCCUCUCUUGGAACGCGGGGUCCUGUCCGUUCUUCGUGCGCGUUUUUCGUGCAGAAUACGUGUCCAUGCCCCGCCUACCCGUCCACCGGCAUCGCGCGCGCGCAGCUGUCCCAUGUCGUCGGCGCGCAUCCACGCCCGCGUCGUCGUAUGCGCCCUCGCGCAGACGCAUAUGCAGGCUCGUCUCGCAAAGCGGGAAGCGGGACGCCUGCUGCAGAGCGUAAUCGUGAAAACGCACAUUACGGUACGCUGA